Molecule: messenger RNA, 985 nt
Organism: Pelobates fuscus (common spadefoot toad)
Lineage: Eukaryota; Metazoa; Chordata; Amphibia; Anura; Pelobatidae
Gene: CMBL
Product: carboxymethylenebutenolidase homolog
Exons: 6
Coding region: 149-886 (245 amino acids)
Molecular function (GO): hydrolase activity
Source: RefSeq, a predicted model, not a curated record
AGAGAUAAAAGAAACUGCCUGAUCAUCCAUUGUAGGUAUUUCUUACAAAAUAAAAAGCUGGGUUAGAGCCAAAGGAGAAAUAAGAUUUCUGAGAAGACGAUAAAUUGGCAGCUAGCAGAGCCAGCGAAAGCCAGAAUAAAGCAUUCCAAUGGCAAACGAAGCACAGCCUUGCCCAUGUGCCCUUGGAGAUCUGUUUGAUUAUAAAGGACUUGGACAGGAAAUACAAAUUGACCACAUAAAAGCAUAUGUGUGCAAAUCGAAGAUUCCAUCAGAUAAAGCAGUGAUUGUGGUUCAGGAUGUGUAUGGAUGGGAGCUUCCUAACACAAGAUUAUUUGUCGAUCUACUUGCCUCUCAUGGUUAUACUGCUGUCCUUGCUGACUUUUUUGUGGGGAAAGAACCGUGGAAAUCAACCAACGAUGCUUCCACUUUUAUUCAAUGGCUUGAAACCAGACCACCCUAUAAAGUUGACAAGGAAGUUGAUGCUGUACUGAAGUACUUAAAAGACGAAUGCCAGGCAAAGAAAAUUGGCGUCAUUGGCUUUUGCUGGGGAGGAAUUGUUACCCAUUAUCUCAUGCUGAAGUAUUCUGAAUUAAAAGCUGGGGUUGCAUUUUAUGGCUUGGUACGUGAAGAUGUGGACAAGUAUAAUUUACUAAAUCCAACUUUGUUUGUUUUUGGAGAGAAGGAUGACCUGAUACCCCUUGAGCAGGUUGCAUCACUGGAUCAAAAACUUAAAGAAAACGCUAAGGUUGACUAUAAAGUCAAGGUGUUUCCAAAGCAAGGCCAUGGGUUUGCUCACCGAAAGGAAGACUCAAACCCUGAAGAUAAACCUUACAUUGAAGAAGCAAGAAAAGACAUGCUUACGUGGCUGAACAAAUAUAUUAAAUAAACAAACUAUGUACUCAUGGAACCUACUAAGUCCACAUUAUGAUUUAUAAAGCCAUACAUAUUCAUAUAAUAUUACAAAUAAAGAUUUAUAUUAAAAUGU